Molecule: messenger RNA, 1721 nt
Organism: Hemibagrus wyckioides
Lineage: Eukaryota; Metazoa; Chordata; Actinopteri; Siluriformes; Bagridae
Gene: ssr1
Product: signal sequence receptor, alpha
Exons: 9
Coding region: 108-1001 (297 amino acids)
Cellular component (GO): endoplasmic reticulum membrane; endoplasmic reticulum
Source: RefSeq, a predicted model, not a curated record
CUGCGCAUGCGCAGUAGCCCUGAUUUCUUGGCUAGCAGCAGGUAAAGAGCACUAGCUGCGCGUGUUUUCGCUCAUUAGUGUCGCUGUCGCUAUUUCGACUCAGCAAAAUGCUCAAGUUCCUCCCGAAAUUAUUACUGUUGCUGUUGCUAGCCUUCCCUGCAACUAUCUUUAUAAAAGGCACGUUAGUAGCGGCACAAGAUGUUACAGAAGAAGAAGAGGCAGCUGAUGAAGAUACUACUGAUGAUGUGAUUGCUGAAGAUGAGGAUGAUGAAGCAGAGGUGGAAGAUGAUGAAAACACAGAAUUGACUGAAGAAAAAGAAGAAGAGGAAGAUGAAGAAGCUCUAGGAGGAGAGAUGAAGCCUUCGCCAAACGCUGAUACAACCAUUCUGUUUGUCAAAGGAGAAGACUUUCCAGCCAACAACAUUGUAAAGUUCCUGCUGGGCUUCACCAAUAAAGGCAGUGAAAAUUUCGUAGUCGAGUCUCUGGACGCUUCCUUCCGCUACCCUCAGGACUUUCAGUUUUACAUCCAGAACUUCACUGCUCUGCAGCUGGGCAUAGUGGUGCCUCCACAGCGCCAGGCCACUUUCGAGUACUCGUUCAUCCCGGCCGAGCCCAUGGGCGGUCGCCCCUUCGGCCUGGUCAUCAACCUCAACUAUAAAGACAGCAGUGGCAACGUUUUCCAGGAUGCCGUGUUUAACCAGACAGUCACCAUCACUGAGAAGGAGGAUGGUCUGGAUGGAGAGACGAUUUUUAUGUACGUGUUCCUUUCUGGCCUUGGGCUUCUGGUGGUUGUUGGCCUGCAUCAGCUGCUGGAAUCCAGGAAGAGGAGAAGACCUGUGGCCAAGGUGGAGAUGGGGACCUCUAACCAUAAUGAUGUAGAUAUGAGCUGGAUCCCUCAGGAGACACUCAAUCAAAUCAUGCAGAGUCGGCGAGAUAAGGCUUCCCCCAGAAGAUCACCCCGUAAGAGGACGCAGAAGCGCUCUGCUGGAUCAGAUGAGUGAAGAGGGAGUGUACCGCUGUGGCUCUUGGCUGUAUGGUGCAUGCUACUGAGCACAGUUUGUCUAUCAUACAGCAUGCCUCUGGACUGGUCGAUACUCUUUACCAAUACAGUCACAUUUUUAAAAAAAAAUAAUAAAUAAGUAAGCCAAAAAAAAAAGUUUGACAACAAUGAAAACCUACUCCAGCCACUGUAAUAGUGUUUUUGUUUUUUUCCUUGUUGGUCACUGACUUUGCCAGUUUUGCUUUGUGGCUGAUGUAAUCACAGGAUUUUUGUUUCUAGAAAGCCAUGCCUCUGUUGUGAUUUUAUUUUUUUGGUUUAUUUUUUUCCUCUUGGCACUGAUUGUCUUCAUGCACACACAUAUGCUUAGCUGGGUCUUCCUCACUAAUUUGGUUUGUGGCCAAUACAAGUGUGCAUCUGCCAUGUUUUUAAAGUGCACUCUGUGUUUGUUUUGGGCCAUUUUAUUCUGCCAGUUUUGGUUUUGGGGGAUUGCUGACUGUAUGAACGGCAAUUGUAGUACAACUCACUAGCUCCCAGAUUGUGCCUAAUUUUCCGUUUUUUUCUUCACCUCUCUCUUUUCAGAAUGUCCCCCAUCCUUAGAUUACAAGUGUGUGUUCAAGAUUGUAAAUCUCCUCAUAUGAUUUCUAAGAGCACUGAUACAGUACAUACUGGGUAGUGCUUGGGAACAGGGAGUCUGUUUAAUUUAUUUCUUUCUUUUUUUUUU